AUGGCCACAGCAAUCAGUCUACAGAGGGAUCCCAAUACCCUUUCUAACUACAAUGUCUUUCGCACUUCUCGGACCACUGUCAACUUCGAUAUUCUAUUUGAUAAGCAGCAGCUCACUGGAAAUGUCAUUCACCAGUUGAAAUCACUCUCCAAUGCUGAAUGCCGUGAGAUCAUAUUAGAUUCUAGCUUUCUUAACAUUCGCGAAGUUAGGGUUGAUGGCAAGCAAAACGAAUGGGAACUACUUCCUCGCCAGGAGCCGUAUGGCAGUGCCUUGAAGGUACCCCUGGCUGAGGGUGUCGCUUUUGGCAAAACCAUUGAUAUUGAUAUCUCUGUUGAAACAACCGAGAAAUGCACUGCGUUGCAGUGGCUGACUCCAGCCCAAACAUCUACGGGGAAGCACCCUUAUAUGUUUACCCAGUGUCAGGCCAUUCAUGCCAGAUCCAUAUUUCCAUGCCAGGACACUCCAGAUGUCAAGGCCUUUUUUGAUUUCAAUAUCUCGUCUCCCCUUCCAGUUAUUGCCAGCGGUGUACCUGUUAGGGAUGCUUCAUCAUCAUCUUUGCUAUCUACCAACAAGGUUUAUCAAUUCCACCAGAAGGUGCCUAUUCCAGCAUAUCUUUUUGCGAUUGCUAGUGGUGAGAUUGCGGAGGCACCUAUCGGCCCCAGGAGCAGGGUUGCUGCCAGCCCUGAUAAACUUGAGGAGUGUAAAUGGGAACUUGAAGCCGACAUAGAAAGGUUCAUGCAAGCAAUUGAUAAAAUUAUCUUCCCGUAUAUCUGGGGAGAAUAUAACGUUUUGAUACUUCCUCCAAGCUUCCCAUACGGGGGAAUGGAAAAUCCCAUUUUCACCUUUGCCACGCCUAGUUUGAUCUCAAAGGAUCGACAAAACGUUGAUGUUAUUGCCCAUGAGCUUGCGCAUAGCUGGAGCGGUAACCUUGUCACGAACGCAUCGUGGGAGCACUUUUGGCUUAAUGAGGGUUGGACCACAUACUUAGAGAGAAGGAUUCUGGCAGCAGUGCACGGUGAACCGUACCGUCACUUUUCGGCCAUUAUCGGCUGGAAAGCCCUAACAGAGUCAGUCGAACGUUUUGGUAAAGACCAUGAGUUUACCAAACUCAUCGUUGAUCUGAAAGGAAAAGACCCAGACGAUGCGUUUUCCAGCAUACCAUAUGAAAAAGGUUUCAUUUUUUUGUUCCACCUUGAAAAUCUCAUCGGCAAGGACAAGUUUGACCAAUUUAUUCCUUACUACUUCUCGAAAUAUAAAGAGUUGUCCCUUGAUUCCUAUGAAUUCAAAUCGACCAUAAUCGACUUCUUCUUGUCCGACUCCGAAGCCCAUGUCUUGCUUACCUCCCUUGAUUGGGACAAGUGGUUCUUCUCACCGGGGCUUCCGCCAAAACCGGAUUUUGACACCUCAUUGGUUGAUGUCGUUUACGAUCUGGCGAAGAAAUGGCUAACAGCCUCUGAAUCAGGAUUUGUGCCAACUGCAGCUGAUGUUAAGGGAUUGGAUGCGAACCAGAUUGUAGUUUUCCUCGAGCAGGUGCUGUUAUUCGAUAAGCCUCUCACACCAGAGCAAUCAAGGUUGAUGGGGGAUGUGUAUGGGUUUGCGAAGGGUGAAAACGCGGAGGUUUCAAACCUGUACUUUCAAGUCGGGUUGAAAGUUGGGGACAGGAGCGUCAUCGAACCCAUGGCUGCAUUAUUGGGCAGCAUAGGGCGAAUGAAAUAUGUCCGUCCUUUGUACCGCGCACUUGAGAAAUUUGACCGCAGUAUUGCCAUUGAACUUUUUGAGAAAAACAAAGAUUUCUAUCAUCCUAUUUGCAGAGGCUUGGUGAAAAAAGAUUUGUUUGGUAGUUAG
Molecule: messenger RNA, 1845 nt
Organism: Paracoccidioides brasiliensis Pb18
Product: leukotriene A-4 hydrolase
Exons: 9
Coding region: 1-1845 (614 amino acids)
Biological process (GO): proteolysis
Cellular component (GO): cytosol
Molecular function (GO): epoxide hydrolase activity; zinc ion binding; metallopeptidase activity
Source: RefSeq, a predicted model, not a curated record